GUGGUGACGUCACACGCUGGUUUCUGCUCGUUUGAUCCGGAGGAGGACAAGUACCGCUAACUACUCUCUCUACCAUAAACUAGUCUCUUUACCACCUUUUACCUCAACAGAUCUCCAGCUGCAGCCGGAAAAACAUCCUGAAAAUGGGAAACUGUCAACCCACUAUCGUGCCCUAUGAGGACUUUGAUGUCAUGGCCGACAUUAAGGGCAUCCGUAAAGCCUGCAAAGGGUUCGGAACUGAUGAGCAGGCCAUCAUUGACAUCCUGGCAAACCGCAGCGCAGAUCAGCGUCAGGAAAUUAAAAACGGCUAUUUCGAGAAGUAUGACGAUGAGUUGGUGGACGUGUUGAAGAAAGAGCUGUCAGGGAACUUCGAGAACGCCAUCCUUGCCAUGCUGGACCCGCCCGUCAUCUUCGCCGUGAAGGAGCUGAGGAAGGCCAUGAAGGGCGCGGGCACCGAUGAGGACGUCCUGGUGGAGAUCCUCUGCACUGCCACCAACUCUGACAUUGCCUUGUUUAAGGAAUGCUACUUUCAAGUGCAUGAGCGUGAUCUUGAAGCAGACAUCGAGGGAGACACAAGCGGCGACGUAAGAAACCUGCUCACGGCUCUGUUGCAGGGCAACAGAGAUGAGAGUUACGAUGUGGACGAGGAACUGGCUGAGCAAGACGCUACCUGCCUGUUCGAGGCUGGUGAGGGUAGUUUUGGGACAGAUGAGUCCACUUUCAGCUACAUCCUGGCCUCCAGAAAUUACCUGCAGCUCCAGGCCACCUUCAAGAUAUACGAGCAGCUGUCUGGAACUGAAAUCCUGGAUGCCAUUGAGAGUGAGGUUUCUGGGACACUGAAGAAAUGCUUCAUCGCUCUUGUGAGAUGUGCUAAGAACCCUCAGCUCUACUUUGCCAGACGUCUGAACGACGCCAUGAAAGGAGCGGGCACUGACGAGGACACCCUUAUCCGCAUCAUUGUGUGUCGCUCUGAGUACGAUUUGGAGACCAUCAAAGACCUGUACCUGGAGAAGUACGACGUGUCUCUGAAAGAGGCCCUGAGGGACGAGUGCGGCGGCGACUUUAAACGCCUCCUCCUGGCUAUCUGCCACUGAGCAAGCAGUGCAGACGUGGACAGCAGAGGCGGAGACGGCAGAGUAUGUUUAUACUGAGGGCGCUGCUGUUUUCUGUCUGACUAACUAACUAGACUACUCAGUCUCUCCAUGUGACAUUAUGUAGGGAGCAGGAGGGUGGAAGUGAUAGAAUAAUUAACUCUUCUGAGUUACUGUGAAGUUAGGUGGCUCUCUUUUUAAACUUUUCCCACAGACAUUAAUUACUAAAAUUGCAUUGAACUGGAUUAACUAAUCUGUCAAUUACUGCCCAUUUCUUAGUCAAUUUCUAGCUCCAGUUCUUAACACCUUUACCAGCAUUUACACAGUGAUAUGUAAGUUGUAUCACUGUAAACAAGCACCAAGCUUUAUACAUUUCCAGGAGCCGACUGUAGUCACACUGAUGCAAUUAAACGAUCAGGUGGUGCAUGUCUUGAUGGGAUAAUCACGUUUGUACACUGGGAAAAAGUCAGCUAAGGCCACAGUAUGUCUUUCUGCUGCUGCAUUCACUACUAAUGAGACAUGAGUAUUACAUUAUUACCAUCGUAUAUAAGUAUUAAUCUGUUUUAGAUCAAAUAAUUCUUUAUUCAUGUUUGUUUGUUUUCUAUAUCUUUCACCCUCCGUGCCCCGAACUCAGUGACAAUUAUAUAUUUCACUGCUGUUACAACUAAUAAUGCAAUCACUCCAUGUGGCUUGAAGUUUAAAUGAAGAAAUGUGAACGUUUGAAAUGAAGGAAUCUUAGCUGGGUGUCAUGAAGGAUAUGCAAUGUUAUGUGAUUUUAUGGAUUUUUCUGAUUCGCAGAAGACACUAUAUAUUGAUUUACUGUACGUUUUAUCAUUUAAUUCAACAAGAAAAACUUGACAAAUCCAAAUACACCUCACCUUGUUAUAUAUAUUUUUUUUGUAUUUUACGACUAACGCAGUAGAGUGUUUAUUAUAUAUAUUAUUUAGUUUACUGUUUUAGGUAGGCCAGAGGGUAUAUGAGAAGAAAUCUUUAACAUCUGGACAGUCUGAUGUCAUAUUGUGUGUCUUUAUAAGGCAGCUGAGAUUUGUUAAAAGUACCACUAUUGUAAGGAACAAACUGUGAGUAGAUACUCAAGUGAACUGUAGUAAAUGAGAUAAUUACAACCAGAAUGUCAUAGGACUAGUGUUUGUCUCUCUAUAGCCAAAGAACUUUAGUCUAACUGCAAAUAAAGUCCCCUGUAACGUCA
Messenger RNA from Sebastes umbrosus (honeycomb rockfish), 2298 nucleotides. RefSeq names its product annexin A13 (gene anxa13). The record is from RefSeq and is a predicted model, not a curated record. The transcript has 11 exons. NCBI's taxonomy places the organism in Eukaryota, Metazoa, Chordata, Actinopteri, Perciformes, Sebastidae. Gene Ontology annotation, cellular component: cytoplasm. Gene Ontology annotation, molecular function: calcium ion binding; calcium-dependent phospholipid binding. Bases 144 to 1094 code for a protein of 316 amino acids.